AUGAGUGAUGCGGAGACUUUGCCAUCACCUGAACAGCUUUCACCACAGUGGUACCCCCCUGGUCAUGGAGAUUUUUAUGAAAGUUUCAGCAAUUCAGGGCUUCUUAAUCAAUUCAUUGAAGAGGGCCGCAAGUACUGUUUUAUAUCAAACAUUGACAAUUUAGGUGCUGAAGUUGAUCUGAAAAUUUUAAAUCUGAUGGACAGUGCGCAAAGUGUGCAUGGCGGAGAACUUGAGUUUUUAAUGGAGGUUACUGAGAAAACAAAGGCAGAUGUUAAGGGUGGUGCAUUAGUCAUUUAUGAAGAGAAGCUUCAGCUGCUUGAGACGGCACAAAUACCUAAAGAGCAUUUAGAAGACUUUAAAUCUAACCCAAUUUUUAAAUACUUCAACACAAAUAAUUUAUGGAUAAAGUUAAAUGCUGUGAAACGAAAUGUGGAAGAAAAGUGGCUAGAAAUGGAAGUCAUUGUUAAUAAAAAGAAGAUGUCAAAUGGACUCCCUGUUAUACAGCUUGAGACAGCAGUGGGGGCUGCGAUGAAAUCUUUUGAUGGAAGCAAAGGAGUCAACGUUCCACGCCGUCGGUUUUUGCCAGUUAAAAAAACUUCGGAUCUGUUGCUGGUGAUGAGCAAUCUGUAUAAAUUGAAGAACGGAUCACUUUCAAUGAACCCUCUUCGAGGAAGUGACACGGUACCACUUGUCCACCUUUCUGAAGAGUAUUAUAAGGAGGUGAAGGACUUUCUCGCCAGAUUUCAAAAUAUCCCAGACAUUCUGGAAUUGGAAUUUCUAACAGUAUCUGGAAACGUUUAUUUUUCUAAAGGAGUAUCUUUAAAGGGUACAGUUAUAAUUUUUGGUAAUGGCAGCAACAAAGUCUGCAUUCCACCAAACGCUCUGUUACAAAACAAAAUAGUCAAAGGUGCCUUAAAUAUUUCUGAUUUUUAA
Schistocerca americana (American grasshopper) is the source of this 933-nucleotide messenger RNA. Its product is annotated as UTP--glucose-1-phosphate uridylyltransferase-like. Lineage: Eukaryota; Metazoa; Arthropoda; Insecta; Orthoptera; Acrididae. Gene Ontology annotation, biological process: UDP-alpha-D-glucose metabolic process; glycogen metabolic process. Gene Ontology annotation, cellular component: cytoplasm. Gene Ontology annotation, molecular function: UTP:glucose-1-phosphate uridylyltransferase activity. The record is from RefSeq and is a predicted model, not a curated record. The transcript has 8 exons. Bases 1 to 933 code for a protein of 310 amino acids.